This is a messenger RNA of Xiphophorus maculatus (southern platyfish), 945 nucleotides long. Its product is annotated as B- and T-lymphocyte attenuator-like. Gene Ontology annotation, cellular component: plasma membrane. The transcript is spliced from 6 exons. Lineage: Eukaryota; Metazoa; Chordata; Actinopteri; Cyprinodontiformes; Poeciliidae. Gene Ontology annotation, biological process: immune response-regulating cell surface receptor signaling pathway. Gene Ontology annotation, molecular function: signaling receptor activity. The record is from RefSeq and is a predicted model, not a curated record. The coding region runs from base 24 to 737 and encodes 237 amino acids.
GGACGCUUCAUCAGACUAUCAACAUGGUGUCUUACAGCUUUAAAGUACUUUUUUAUGUCCUGAUCUCUGCCAGACUGAUGGUUCCUCUGGAUGCUGAUGAUGACGACUGUACAGCAGAUCUAAAAGUUCGUCGGAACACGAGUUAUAAAGCGUCUCUGGGACAAGAACUCAGGGUUGAAUGUCCAGUUGCGUUCUGCAACAAUUUACCACCAACAAUCUGCUGGUAUAAAGUUAAGGAAGAACAUAUUUGUCUCAAUGACAACAAUAACAAUCACAUGAAGACGGAAUGGAAAAGAUCAAAUCCAUCAGAAGGGAUAUUCUACUUGUUAUUUCAAAGCAUCAUCAUCAGUGAUUCAGGUGAAUAUCGGUGUAAAGGUGGAGGCAGUAGGAGUCACAUCAUCUACAUUGAUGUUUAUGAUAUGGGCACAAAUGACCCUCGUACGACAAUAACCAGUGACACAAGGAUUCAUGAGGACACAAACAAUGUCACAAAUAACCAACCUGUACCUGAACGAGCAAACACAUUUUUGAUGUCUAUAUACUCCACUGCUGGGAUUGGUUCCUUUGUCGUCAUAGUGUUUAUUAUUUCUAUAAUAUGCAUGCGAGGGUUGAAAGGAAAAUCAAGGACAGAAUCCACAGAGGUCCAGUCCUCACCCAGAGGAAACCCAACGCCGGCGGAGGAACAAACUUCUGUUGUGUACAUGGUCUGCCAGGAGGGGAAGCUGCCCGGUCGCUGAGGCAGAUAGAGGAGACACAGCUAUACGUUUGGUUUAAUGACUGAAAAUCUGCUGGAAUAAAUGAAUGAUGUAGCAUUUGUAAACAUUAGGUUUACUUUGACUGGUCCAUUCUAACUCAUGAUUAUGCUUUGAUCUAAACCGUUCCCGCUCUGGUUGCUUGUUUAAAGUUGUUAUCCUUCUGGAAGGAGAACUUCAGCCUCAAGUCUUU